AUGAACAUUGACAAGGAUGUAGAAUGGGUUGGAGGUUCUUCUAAAAGUAAUGUACCUGAAGAUACACAACAAGGUGACUUGGAAGUGAUCAACACAGAGGUUUUGUUGUCUGGGUCUUCAUCAGAUGAGGAAAAUGAUGGUUUAAGGGAUUAUGUUUUAGAGGUACAAGCACGUAACCCAGAUACUACGGUUAAAAUUGAUGUUGAAAGUGAAGCGAAUCCAACUGUUGAGACAAGAACAUUCAGGCGUAUCUAUGUUUGCAUUGGAGCUUUGAAGCGAGGUUUUGCAGCGGGAAGAAGGGACUUUCUUGGACUUGAUGGAGCCUUCAUGAAAGGUCCAUAUCCAGGCCAAGUUUUGUCUGCUAUGGCAUUGGAUGGUAAUAAUGGGAUAUAUCCUUUAGACUACGCCGUGGUUGAAUCAGAAACAUUGAAUUCUUGGACUUGGUUUUUAAGUAAUUUGGGUGAUGACUUAGGUUUGUUGCCUGCGAUUGCAACACUAUUUCCAUGUGCAGAGCAUCGCUAUUGUCUUCGUCACAUACACAACAACAUGAAAAAGAACUGGAGGGGAAAGGAGUUCAAGGAUCUUCUUUGGGAAUGUGCCACGACCUCUAAUGUAGAACACUUUCAUCAAGCAAUGGAAAACCUAAAGAAGCUUAACAAUGAUGCUUAUGAGUGGCUGAAACAAAUACCUCCUCAAAGUUGGGCGUGCUCCCACUUUACUGGGAGAGCACAUUGUGAUGCUUUGACUAAUAACCUGUGUGAAGCAUUCAACAACAAGAUAGAAGAAGGUCGUGAUGCACUAAUCAUUAACUGCAUUGAGUUCAUUAGAGAGUACAUUAUGAAGAAGAUAGUCAAAGUUGACAAGGAAAUUCAGAAAGUUGCAGGUCCUUUGAGUCCUACAGCUACAAUAAUAUUGGAUAAGAUAAAGAGUAAGGCAAAACAGUAUGUUGCAACAUUUUGUGGUACUGGAAAAUAUCAAGUUGCUGGACUAUGGCAAGAUCAGUGUAUUGUGGAUGUAGGUCAACAAAGUUGCACGUACAAAAGGUGGGAAUUAACAGGAAUUCCGUGCAAACAUGGUGUGGCUGCUAUUUGGGACAUAGGGGGAAUAACAAAGAUGUGGGAAUCCCAGAAUCAUUUGUGCAUCCAUGUUACUAGUUAUCAAGAUGGAAAAAGAUGUAUUCUUUUAAGGGUCGUCGAUAACUCCAUCUUAGUUACAAAUGGGAACUACUAGAGGAGUGAUUAGUGAUAAAUGGUCCAUGAGGGUUCUCUGGCUUACAGCCAUUGGAAGUGCUGUAGGCUUAUACAUGGUUGCUGUAGAAAGACAAACACAAAACAGGGAAAAGAUGUUAGCUGCAGCAGCUGAAGCAGAAGCCAACAACAGUGUUUGAUUGCCUCAUUUACCAUAUUUUUCUUUUUCUUUUUCUUUUAGACAAUGAUGUAAUAAAUGAGAAUUAUGUUUAUUCCCAAUAUCUUUUUAGGGUUUAUGUCAUAAUUUAACAACCAACUAUUCUAUUAUAUGUGCUCAUUUAGUGAUUUUCAACUAUUUUGUAUGUUCUCAUUAAGUCGAU
Molecule: messenger RNA, 1567 nt
Organism: Lactuca saligna
Lineage: Eukaryota; Viridiplantae; Streptophyta; Magnoliopsida; Asterales; Asteraceae
Source: the annotation of a GenBank genome assembly